Gregarina niphandrodes is the source of this 771-nucleotide messenger RNA. RefSeq lists its product as hypothetical. The coding region runs from base 1 to 771 and encodes 256 amino acids. The record is from RefSeq and is a predicted model, not a curated record. The transcript is spliced from 3 exons. Lineage: Eukaryota; Apicomplexa; Conoidasida; Eugregarinorida; Gregarinidae.
AUGAGAUACGCCUUGCUUGCGGAGAAGUACGAAGAGCAGCCACCAGUAGUAGAGGAGUUGUUGGAGGAUCCCUUCGAGAGGCAGCGGCAGGUAUUCGUGGAGGGUACGGGACACCUGGACCAGAGCCUGAGGGACGGGCUGUGGAAUCUGUUGGUCGCAUACAGAGACGUACGGGAGAACCCAAAGGUGGCGUGCGUCAAGUACGAGGCGCGUUUCGAGGCAAGCGGCAAGCCGUGCAAAGCGAGGUUGAGACAUCUCGAGCCUGAGCUGAGGACCGAGAUCAUCAUCGUGACGGACACGGUGCCGGAGAUGAUGCAGCGGUUGGAGAAGGUCUUGCGACUGUGCAGGGAGAGAGGCUUCCGCCUCAGGCUAGAUAAGGGCGGGUGGCUCAACGCCGAAGUUCUCAAUGCCCCCGCCCCCGCCUCAAGGAAGGAACUGCAGAGCUUCCUAGGCGCCGUUGGGUAUCUACGACCCUUCAUCCAGCGAUUCGCCGAGUACACUGCCCCACUGUUCGAGUUGCUCAAGAAGGGCAGGUUGUUCGUCUGGUCGGAUUCUCGAGGAGAGGCAUUCGUGAAGCUGAAGCAGGCGGUAGCUGGUGCAUCGUUGCUCCACAAGCCAGUUCCAGGAGCGCCGGUCAUCAUCGAAACAGAUGCCUCGGAGGUUGGCAUCGGCGCGGUGUUGAAGCAGGUGCAAGAGGGAAGAGAAGUCCCGUUAGAGUUCGCGUCUAAGAAGUUCACCGACGCGGAGAGAAAAAGUGGUACGACUACGUAG